AAAAAAGAAAGAAAGCUUUCUUCAAGCGUUUAACAUCAAGGGAGAAAACGAAGCGUACAAAUAAAUACUAUUUAAUUUCAACACUGUGUUUCCGGUAUUCCGAGUUGAAAGAAAAUUACGAGAAACCGAAAAGGAAGAAGCGUGAACACAUGCGAUAGAAGAAAUUGAUCAUGCACGGUCGUAAAGCGGAACACCGAUUAUCUGAACAAGGUGCGGUAAUCCGGUAUCGAUAACUGUGUACACGUAUAUACGUAUAUUAUCGAAACACGUUCGCGGAUAGUAUCGGCAUAAACGUUCGUUGGAGAACGUGUGGCAGGAACGACGUCCGCGUCAGUCUCGUGGCGCAGCUGCUGAGAGCGCCGUUGGCACAACAUCGAUCGCGCACAGUCGGCCAUAACCUCUGUAACUCGGUUCGUUCUUCACCCUGGCCUCGCGGACCGAAGCACGAAAAUUGCGCAGGAACAAACAAAAUCGCGAUGGAACGAAGCUAGGUGGGAUUUCGUGGAUCGUUGGUCGAAUAUCAUCGAGAGGAGAGGAAGUGUGGAAACGGUGUGAUUUGGGCUUGGCGUUGUCCACGAUAGAAGAAGACGUUCAAUCGUUGUGCAACACCCUUUCCAAACGGUGUCCAGUUUCGGUGGAAACGCGUCGACGCCUCGACCUCGUCGACGACGAUUCGUCGAGCGUUGACGAGACGGCGAGAAAUAAAACGUCGAAGGUAGUAAAUCGAAGAGGGACGUUGAUGGGAGUCGAACUGCAGUGCGGUUGCGGCUUGGAUGCAUCGUAGCGGGUGAUUCCCCUGGGAAGGAAGUGGAAUAAGAGGUCCAGCCUCUUGGAACAGACGAGCAUGAGUGCUCGUGGCUCGUGGACGCGUGCAACGACGCGUGUUUCUUCUCGAUAGCGGCGUCUGCACGCCGCGGACGUCGUCGUCUGACGUCAUUAGUUCCGGCGGGAAAACCGACAAUAAUUAAAAACGCACAUUGGAAACAUGGUGGACAAGGAAGACGUGCUCGUCAACCUCCAUUAUCUACCGAUCUUCCUCUUCGUUUCAUUGCCUUCCGUCUUUAUUUUGACUUAUAUAAUAGCAGUUAUGUUGGGCCACGUGGAAGCCGGGUUUCCUUACAUCUCGGAUACAGCCACUUAUGCACCAGAAAGCUGUAUAUUCUCCCAAUUUAUCAACAUGUUCGCGAUGCUCAUGUCGUUCGUAGUCUAUAUAAGGUAUUCCCAAGUGAAAGAAUGUUCGAGCACUUUUAGAUUGCAAACCUCCCUACCGAAAUGGAAUCACUGGGCUUUAAUUUUUGGCCUAUUAUCGACCUUUGGCCUAUCGGUCGUAGCGAAUUUUCAAGAGACCUCCGUUCUCGUCGUACACUUUAUUGGCGCUCUGCUCUGCUUCGGUGGUGGUACCGCAUAUUUUUGGACACAGGCUGUGUGCACGUUCUACCUUCAUCCGCUCGGAUGUUCGUUGAGACUCGCUCACAUACGAACGGCAUUGUCAACCUUUUGCACCGUUUGUUUCGUCGUAACUCUGAUCACCGGUGUGCUGGCACGCUUGGCUUACAAGGGUUGGCACGAAUCCUCGAAAAUGGUACAGGGAGGACGGCGGAUGGGAGCUCCACGUGGCCAGCACGAUCACGGAAUGGCUGUGCGCUGGUGCAUUCGCCGUGUACAUUUUGACCUUCUCCGAGGAAUUUCGCGAUGUCAAAGUUAUCCAUCCGAAGUGUGCACCCUGAGCCGAACGAGACUGAGCAACGAGACGUUGAACGAGAGCCAGGAUUCGAUGGGUCAGAACGAAAGCGCAAGGACGAUCACCUGAUCGCUCAUAGGCAGAGGCGCCGGUGGUUACGUCAACCUCCUCUCGCAUUCACCAGUGAACACCCCGUGUCCCGGUUACAGGUACCGUGAAUCCCGCGAACCCCUAUUGGACGAGGCCGCGCCCCUGAUCGCGACCACGCCACCAGCCGCC
Molecule: messenger RNA, 1960 nt
Organism: Apis laboriosa (Himalayan honeybee)
Lineage: Eukaryota; Metazoa; Arthropoda; Insecta; Hymenoptera; Apidae
Product: DNA damage-regulated autophagy modulator protein 1-like
Exons: 7
Coding region: 986-1810 (274 amino acids)
Source: RefSeq, a predicted model, not a curated record